CGGUUUCGGUUAAUUUUGUAGGGUAGGAAUUCGGAUUUUGGUUUUUCAGUUGAUGACCUUUAUUGGUAAAGAUAUUCUUCUGUGGUUCUAUCGCACCCGGCUUCUGAGUUUUGGGUUGAGCUGAGGGUGAGGGGAAAGCUCUCGUUCUUUGCCAUCUCGGUUGCCGGCUGUGAGGAGAACCAUCUUUGGUUAUUCCCUUCCUUUCAUGUCUCGUAACAUGGACAGUCCUGUGCAGACCCAGAUGGCUGUAGCAGCUUUCAAGAGUCCGCUUGGAAGUGGGGAAUACCAUGGGACUAAUGGGUUGGAAAGGAAAUCCUCAAGACGUGUUUUUGUACAGACCGAGACAGGCUGUGUGUUGGGGAUGGAGUUGAACAGGAGUGACAAUGUGAAUACUGUUAAGAGGAGGCUGCAGGUUGCCCUCAAUUUCCCCAUUGAGGAGAGCUCUUUGACAUUUGGUGAUAUGGUUCUGAAAAAUGACCUCAGUGCCAUUCGGAAUGAUUCUCCCCUGCUGCUAACAAGGAAUCUGAUGCAUAGGAGCUCCUCUACUCCAUGUUUGUCUCCCACUGGUAAGGACAUCCAGCAGAGAGAUCAAAGUGGGCCGAUCGAGAUAUUGGGUCAUUCAUUUCGCUUUGCUAAGACGAAACAACUCGUCAAGGAAACUGUCAAGGCGAUUAAGAAUGGGGUUGAUCCAAUCCCUGCUCAAGGUGGGCUGGGAGGUGCUUAUUAUUUUAGAAAUGUUCGUGGUGACAGUGUGGCAAUUGUGAAACCUACGGAUGAAGAGCCAUUUGCUCCAAACAACCCAAAGGGCUUUGUUGGUAAAGCCCUUGGGCAGCCAGGCUUAAAGCGAUCUGUUAGAGUUGGUGAAACUGGGUUUCGCGAAGUUGCUGCAUAUCUACUCGACUAUGAUAAUUUUGCAAAUGUGCCUCCUACCUCAUUGGUGAAGAUUACUCACUCAAUCUUCAACAUCAAUGAUGGUGUGAAUGCAAACAGGCCACAGACCAAGAAGCUUGUAAGCAAAAUUGCAUCCUUCCAGCAGUACAUCCCACAUGAUUUUGAUGCUAGUGACCAUGGGACCUCAAGUUUCCCUGUUUCUUCUGUGCAUCGGAUUGGGAUUCUAGACAUUAGGAUUUUUAACACAGAUAGGCAUGCUGGUAAUCUUUUAGUUAGGAAACUUGAUGAUGUAGGCAGGUUUGGUCAAGUGGAACUUAUCCCCAUUGAUCAUGGCCUCUGCUUGCCUGAGAGUUUGGAAGAUCCAUAUUUUGAGUGGAUUCAUUGGCCCCAGGCUUCCAUUCCUUUCUCAGAUGAUGAACUUGAGUACAUAAGCAAUCUUGAUCCUGCUCGUGAUUCAGAGAUGCUGCGAAGUGAGCUUCCCAUGAUCCGGGAGGCUUGUUUGCGCGUCCUGCAUCUGUGCACCAUUUUCCUCAAGGAGGCUGCUACAUAUGGGCUGUGUUUGGCUGAGAUUGGGGAAAUGAUGAGUAGGGAGUUCCGCAAUGGUGAGGAGGAACCGAGCGAUCUUGAGGUUAUAUGCAUUGAGGCAAGAAGGCUUAUUACUGAGGAGGUCUUUUCCCCCAGAGGUGAAUCAGAUGAUGAUGGCUUCCUAUUUGACAUAGAUUGUGAAGAUGGUGGCUAUGAGUUAACCCAGAAAUCGUCAUCUGAAGUCUCUGCAUCAGCCUUCCAUUUUGGUAAUGGCCAUGCUCUACUUUCUAGACUCGAGGAAGGCCCAGAGGAAGAAGAGGAAAGCGAAGGAGAUGAGGAGAAGGAGUUAGUUAGUCCUCCAACCUUAGCGAAGAACCAAAGUAUUUCCAAACUGUCUAUGUCACUGAAAUAUACUAGCUUAGGUGAGAAGAAGCAGCCCAAGUUCCCAAAGUUUGCAGCGUCCAAAUCUGACAAUGCUGCCUCCUCAUCUAGCCGGAGGAGCGCAAACGAGCAACUCCCAGCAAGCAGCAGCUUUGUGAAGCUAGCGGACAUGAAGGAUGACAAGUGGGCGCUGUUUCUGGAGAAGGUUCAAGAGCUGCUUCACCCUGCAUUCGCCAAGCGCAAGUCUAUCACGCUCGGCCAGAAGCAGAGGCAGAGGCUCGGAACUUCUUGCCAGUUUUGAGACAUCAAGGUAUGGCUACGUACGUAUGUUUGUUAUAGUAGAAUGAAAGCAAAAAAGGGCAGGCUUGUUAUAGGGUAGAUUUGGUUUGUGCUUUCUUCCUCGAGUUGUGAUGGGAGGGGAGCCGCGGUUAGAUGCGGUGGCGUGUAAAUAUUCUUUGGAGUUCGAUGAAUGAAUGAAAGGAAAAGCGAGUGUAGUUUGGUUGUAUCUGAAAUGAUAUUUGUUUGAUAAAUAAUUUGUAGACUGAAAUCUUGGAAAAGAAAAUCCAUCUUUGUACAUACAUCAUCUUUGCUCUUAUAUGAAUAGUGUAGUCUUUGUUUUA
This is a messenger RNA of Salvia splendens (bonfire salvia), 2417 nucleotides long. RefSeq names its product phosphatidylinositol 4-kinase gamma 7. Lineage: Eukaryota; Viridiplantae; Streptophyta; Magnoliopsida; Lamiales; Lamiaceae. The transcript has a single exon. Bases 206 to 2098 code for a protein of 630 amino acids. The record is from RefSeq and is a predicted model, not a curated record.